UAAUUCCUAUGCCAUCAUUCGUAAUUAUAGCAGAGGUAGCCGGAGAAACUUUAAAUUCUUCAGCUGCAUAUUUUAAUACCGCAGUAAAAGGAGCAUCUUCGGGCACAUUCAAUACUUUAAAAGGCAAUUUAGGAUCCGAGUUCCAGUUCGUUAGUUGUACAUGAAACAACACAAUUGAUCGAUGCCUGACGAUUGUAAAUUUAAGGCAGUAGUAUGCCUGAAUGCAGUUUUCAUUCCAUUCUAAUGUUCAGAAGAAGCUGAAAGUUUUUGAAUAAUGAAAGUAUGCAGCCUAAGACGUUUGCUAAAGUACACUUUGCUCAUAUCUCUGACAUCGUUUAUUACCACGGUGAUUUUUCAUCUUGUGCGGAAAAACAACCACAUUCAUCCACGAUCUAUUCAUGAUGAUUUACCCUACGAAGACAGUUCAGCAUCAGCUGAAAAAAUUAAUUGGCACGAUGUGAGUCUUAUUGCGGAAGAAGGAAAAAGAUCCGGAAUUGGCGAACAUGGCGCAGCAGCUACUCUUCCUCCAAAUCAUAGUAAAGCAAAGUAUGCUGAUCUUUAUGGUUCGAACGGAUAUAAUGCGUUGAUUAGUGAUUACAUAUCAGUCAACCGCUCAGUACCCGAUAUCAGACAUCCUGACUGCAAGUAUAAGAAAUAUAGAAGCACACUUCCAGAUGUAAGUGUUAUUGUGCCAUUUCAUAAUGAACAUUGGUCAACAUUACUCCGUACCAUUUUUAGCGUAUUAAAUCGUUCACCCACUAAAUUAAUCAAAGAAAUCAUUUUGGUAGAUGAUUCCAGUACUAAAGCGCAUUGUAAACAACCUUUAGAUAAGUACAUCAAAGAAAAUCUUCCCAGAGUAAAAGUUAUUCAUUUGAAGAAACGUCAAGGAUUAAUAAGAGCAAGAUUGGCAGGAGCAAAAAUAGCUAAAGGACAAGUUUUAUUAUUUCUAGAUUCACAUACCGAAGCGAAUGUUAAUUGGUUACCUCCGUUAUUAGACCCAAUAGCCGAAAAUUACCGUACUUGCGUGUGCCCAUUCAUUGAUGUAAUCGAUUACGAGACUUUCCAAUAUAAAGCUCAAGAUGAAGGGGCACGAGGAGCUUUCAAUUGGGAAUUUUAUUACAAAAGGUUGCCUCUUUUACCUGAGGAUCGUUUGGAUCCUACCAAACCGUUCAAGAGUCCUGUUAUGGCUGGUGGAUUAUUUGCUAUUUCUGCUCAGUUCUUUUGGGAAUUAGGUGGUUAUGAUCCAGGUCUUGAUAUUUGGGGAGGAGAACAAUACGAAUUAUCGUUCAAAAUUUGGCAAUGCGGCGGUACUAUGGUUGAUGCUCCGUGCUCUAGAGUUGGGCAUAUUUAUAGAAAAUUUGCACCUUUCCCGAAUCCUGAAAUUGGAGAUUUCGUUGGCCGAAAUUAUAGACGAGUAGCUGAAGUGUGGAUGGAUGAAUACGCUGAAUAUUUGUACAAACGUCGUCCUGAGUAUAAGAAAAUUAACCCUGGAGAUUUAACCGAGCAACGCAAGAUCAGAGAAAAAUUGAAAUGUAAACCAUUUAAAUGGUUCAUGGAGAAUGUAGCAUUUGACCUGACUAAACAUUAUCCGCUUGUUGAACCACCUGAUUAUGGAAAUGGACAGAUCUCGCCAUAUGCCUAUAGAGACUGGUGUUUGACAGCAAAUAAAGAGAAUCGCAGCACUGAUCUUCAGAAGUGUGAUGAUAGUAAUGACUAUGGACUUUACAAGGAAUUCAUUCUUAGUUGGCAUAAAGAUAUUCAGGUGAAAGAAACAGAAAUGUGCUUGGAUGUUUCUUCCUUCGAAGAUAGAUCUCCAGUCAAAUUAUACCAAUGCCAUUUCGAUCAAGGAAAUCAACUUUGGAGAUAUAAACUGAGUUCCAAGCAGUUGGUGUUUGGUUUGAACAAAAGGUGCUUAGAAUACGAUUUUGAAAAGAAGACAGUAUUCGUUUCCACGUGUAAUUCAAAAUCACGAACUCAAAGAUGGCACAUAGGUCAUGUAAAUGAACAAGCUUUGCUCAAAUGGAAAGAAACCAUACCAAUCGUAAAUUCUUAGAACUUGAGAGGUAAAAUUUGGUGGUCUCUCUGAAUGCCAACAAUACAAACAAAUGUUGCCAUAUUUUAAUAUUCGCAUUUUUCCAUACUUACAUGUGGAUUUUCCCAUUUUAUACUAUAUAAAAGAAUUCACAACGAUUACUUAUCCAUUUUCGUCUGUUGUUUUCGUUGUUGUUCAAUUAAGUGCCAUUUUUAAUUUUAAUUUUUAUUAUUAUAAUGCGCGAAUCAAUUUGUAAUCGAUAUUUUUGUAUGAAUUUAUAAUCAUUAAAAGUCAUUUUUUUUUAUUGAACCUUGUAAUACAAAGAGUAUUACCCUAAUAAAUAAGUUCCUUUUGAAUGAAAUAAGUUGAAUUUUAAAUAGAUUCUUCUCUUUUGUACCAAAAUUUGACAUUAAUGUAUGUGAUUUAUUAUUUUCAUUUUAUAAUAUAUGGAACGUGUAUCCAA
Messenger RNA from Planococcus citri (citrus mealybug), 2495 nucleotides. It is a transcript of the gene Pgant6, whose product is annotated as Polypeptide N-Acetylgalactosaminyltransferase 6. Gene Ontology annotation, biological process: protein O-linked glycosylation. Bases 275 to 2053 code for a protein of 592 amino acids. Gene Ontology annotation, cellular component: Golgi apparatus. The transcript is spliced from 11 exons. Gene Ontology annotation, molecular function: polypeptide N-acetylgalactosaminyltransferase activity. The record is from RefSeq and is a predicted model, not a curated record. NCBI's taxonomy places the organism in Eukaryota, Metazoa, Arthropoda, Insecta, Hemiptera, Pseudococcidae.